This is a messenger RNA of Anopheles maculipalpis, 1025 nucleotides long. It is a transcript of the gene Samtor, whose product is annotated as S-adenosylmethionine sensor upstream of mTORC1. NCBI's taxonomy places the organism in Eukaryota, Metazoa, Arthropoda, Insecta, Diptera, Culicidae. The transcript has a single exon. Gene Ontology annotation, biological process: negative regulation of TORC1 signaling. The record is from RefSeq and is a predicted model, not a curated record. Bases 18 to 1025 code for a protein of 335 amino acids.
AUUCAUUUGUGAUUGCGAUGGCCACACAAGAGCAGCUAGAACUAUCCGGGCUUAUAAAAUCGGUUCACCAACGUCUGCGUGAUUCAGCGAAACAGCAAGAUCCGGAAGCAGUGUGGAAGGAACAUGUGCGUGAUGAAGAUUUGUUGAAAAGCUACGCAGAAGCAAUGCACAAGUUGGCCACCUGCUACUGGGACCGCACGAUGGAGGUGAGCUGCAAACGAUCCAACAGCCGUAUUGAAUGGGUUGUUGCCUCGUGUCGAAGUUACUUCCACGGUGCCACACCACUACUUUACUUGUUCCGAGAGAAGGAUGAUAAAGUUAUGCAGGCAAUCGAUGCCGGCUACCGGCACGAACAUCGCCCGUACACAAUUGAUCGAAUAAAGCUGCUGGAUGUUGGUAGCUGCUAUGAUCCGUUUGCGUGCUUUCCGGACUUUGAUGUAACGGCAAUCGAUAUUGCACCAGCACGUCCAUCGGUGUGGCAUUGUGAUUUUCUAGAGGUGGAAGUAAACCAACACCUUACGACACCAUUCACUUCAGAGGAACAUCUUUCAAUCACAGCUUUCCCGGGCGAUCAUUACGAUGCGAUUGUUUUUAGCCUGCUGCUUGAGUAUCUCCCCUCAUCGGAUCAACGAUUACGAUGUUGCCAGAAAGCGUACGAUUUGCUUAAACCGGAAGGUAUCCUGCUUGUCAUAACGCCGGACAGUAGACACCAGGGAGCGAAUGCAAAGUUGAUGAAAAAUUGGCGCUACACGCUAGGAUUGAUGGGAUUUUCGAGGAUCAAAAUCGAAAAACUGGAACAUGUAACGUGCAUGGUAUUUCGGAAGUGCAUUUUUCCAGCAGUGGGGAAACGAUGGUGUGAUAUACAUCGGGAAGCGUACAUGCAACCAGUGUUGAAUAUUCCUCAAGAUUUUAAUGAAUCGAAGAUAGACGAGAAUAACGACUGUGUGAUGGAGGUCUCUCGUACGGAGGAGGACGAUGGAGCAAUAAGGGAAGCAUUUGCGGGAUUGCCGUUUGUAGAAAGUUGA